UAGAAGCCCUUGUGUGAAGUCACAGGAAUCUGGCUCCAGGCCCCCAUGGACCGCGGGCUUCUUCAGCUCCUCAUGGGUCUGAGCUUUGGGCUGGGUCUGGCGCCCCGCGCUUACGCCUGCCUGCAGUGUGAGGCCCCUUUUCGACACGCCCUGGCCAAGGCCCGAAUGCGCCUCAUGGCCCAGAACUUCCGCAACGAGCGGCUGAGGGCCCGGGCCCAGGCCCUGCUGCUGGGCAUGGAAGGAGAAUUCUUUGCCAACUAUGCCACCCGAGCCUAUAUGGGGAGAGUGGGACUUGGUCAGCUCAUGCCAGUGGUGGCUCUAGCCCAGAGGAAGAUCCAAGAAAUGCAGGAGACCUACCUGACAGAUGGGCCACUGCUGGACCAGCUGGUGAGAGUCCGGGGGGAGCUGAUGAAGUCGCUGAAGAGGGCUCUGAAAGAGCAUCAGCAGAAAGCCUGCGACCCCAACGCUUGCCACCACCUGGGCAGCCAGGUCCUUGACUGUCUGCACUGUAGCCGCAUCUAUGCCCGGUGUCUGAAUCCGACCAUAUGCUUCGCGGACCGCCAGCCGCGUCUUGCCCUUCGCUACGAACUCCAGGGAAUCCCAGUGAGGGACCGGAUCCGGAAAGCCAGGAUCAUCGUGGUGUGCCUGGGACUCAUCACUUUCGGGGUCCUGGCAGUCACGGCCUACACCUACAGGAGUAACCGCCGGUUGCUGCGGGGAUACAGACACCUGGAGCAGGCUGCGGUCGAGUGACGUCAUCGCGCUGAGCGCCGCGUGAUUGGCCGAUUCCGGAGGGGGGCGGGGCGCGCGUGAGAUUUUUAAUAAAGAGUUGAUGAGA
Molecule: messenger RNA, 838 nt
Organism: Sarcophilus harrisii (Tasmanian devil)
Lineage: Eukaryota; Metazoa; Chordata; Mammalia; Dasyuromorphia; Dasyuridae
Gene: IZUMO2
Product: IZUMO family member 2
Exons: 7
Coding region: 46-753 (235 amino acids)
Source: RefSeq, a predicted model, not a curated record